Messenger RNA from Fusarium subglutinans, 357 nucleotides. RefSeq names its product allantoate permease. Gene Ontology annotation, cellular component: membrane. Gene Ontology annotation, molecular function: transmembrane transporter activity. The coding region runs from base 1 to 357 and encodes 118 amino acids. The transcript has a single exon. The record is from RefSeq and is a predicted model, not a curated record. Gene Ontology annotation, biological process: transmembrane transport. NCBI's taxonomy places the organism in Eukaryota, Fungi, Ascomycota, Sordariomycetes, Hypocreales, Nectriaceae.
AUGGCUGCCUCGUCCAACUUCGGAGGGUUUGCUGCACUGCGCUUCUUGCUCGGUGCUGCCGAAUCCAUUCAGCUUGCAGCCUUCUUCAUUAUCACCAACAUGUGGUACACACGCGAGGAACAGCCUAUCCGUCUGAUGGCAUGGUACGGAAUGAGCCCCAUUGCCAUCAUCGUCGGGUCUUUGUUUGCAUAUGGUAUAGGUCACAUAAACUCCAACAUUGGGCUCUGGAGGUUUUCUUUCAUUAUCUGCGGAGCCAUCUCAGUUGUAUGGGCUGUGAUUCUAUGGUUUGCCUUGCCUUCUAAUCCCGCUAGCGCCUGGUUUCUCAAUGAACGCGAGCGCAUUAUCGCCCUUCGGUGA